This is a messenger RNA of Stylophora pistillata, 1780 nucleotides long. RefSeq names its product DBH-like monooxygenase protein 1. Gene Ontology annotation, cellular component: secretory granule membrane. The record is from RefSeq and is a predicted model, not a curated record. Gene Ontology annotation, biological process: dopamine catabolic process; octopamine biosynthetic process; norepinephrine biosynthetic process. Gene Ontology annotation, molecular function: copper ion binding; dopamine beta-monooxygenase activity. NCBI's taxonomy places the organism in Eukaryota, Metazoa, Cnidaria, Anthozoa, Scleractinia, Pocilloporidae.
AUUGAUAAACUUUGUAUCAUUUGGAGAGUUAGUCUGGCUGACGAAGGAAAACAAUUCCAGGAUGUGGUUCUUAGUGGGUGCCUUAUUGGCUUGCUUUGCUCUCAGUGCAAAUAGCCAAAACUAUACGAUGUCCUUUGACGAUGGAAAUUUUAACGUGUCGUGGACGCACAACAGAACUACAGAAGAGUUGGAGUUUGAAGUUCUUGUCAACGCAACAGGUUAUGUCUCCUUUGGGUUCACCUUUACACCAGAAGACAUGCAGAACUAUUCUAUUGUAGUAGGAGGCACAAAUAGUUCCGGACACAAUUAUUUCAAUAGUUACCACACCAGCGGCCUCAGGAAACCUACCCUGGAUGCGGAUCCGCAAAUUUACACGUUGGACAGUGCUGCAGAAGAAAACGGCACCACAACUCUACGCUUCCGACGUCCGCUGGAGACAAGCGAUAGUAGAGACAUCCAGUUCAACGAGACCACUCGUGUGUUCCUUGUGUGGGCCUAUCACAAAAAUUCGGAUGCAGAUAACGUCCUUAUGUACCAUACGAACAGAAAUUACACAGAAGAAGCUGUGCAAGUUGUCUUUCCACCACUGGAAAUGACGUCAACACCUCCGGCCCCCAUGACAAGGGAUCGUCCAACCGCGGGAUCCUCUUCAGUUCAAGUGGUUGUCGGUGGUUUCGCACUCUCUGUCUUAGCAACACUUAUGUUUUGAAGUAGCUCUGGGUUACCGUCAAAAAAGAAAAGAAAACAAAAUACAGCAGUUUUACACGCACCUGCCCGAACAAGAACAGCAAACUCUCUGCUUUUUGCAACAAGUCAGAGAAGCAAUAUUAGUCUUAUUCAACGACAUACCGUGCUCAUUUCGCCACCUGAUUGUUUAAUCCCUAAUCACUGUUCUGAUUGGUUCAUCAUUUGUCUCUUAUGCAUAUCUUGUUCCACUCUUUAAUAGCUUUUUUAUGAGUGUUGAAGUGGGUACAUUUCUAUUCCGGGUGGCCCAAUGGUAGUCUCCUUCGCAGCCGUUUUUCGGGAUGUCACGCAACGCUCCUCCCCCUUCGGGGGAGCGUUGCGUGACAUCUCGAAAGACGACUGGGAAGGAGACUAGCCCAAUGGCUGAUCAAGGGCCGGAAAAAAGGGUCACCGAAUCUUUGCUUUAUGCGCUCAUUAACUGUCGUCGAGGAGUUGCGAGAAAAAGAAUCGAAGCUUCAUUUGUUCUGUAGGCUCAGUACAACAAACACCCUAUAAUGGUUCUCAGAUCCUUUCAUCUUAAGAUUUGGAGUGGACCUGGACACUGGCCAUCAAUUAACACUUACUUUUUAGGAGAAUAUACUCUUUUCGUGUUUUGGAUGAUAACGCUAAGUCUAAAUAAUUGGACCGAUUUAGUUUCCAUGGCAGAUUUGAAAUUGGGUAGACAUGCCCAGUUUUAGUUCUUUUCUAAGAAAUAAAAGAUCAAAAACUUCCUAUCAAACCUUUUACUGCUGACCUACCAAAAAAAAUGAGUACCAUCCAAACAUUUCAAGGUCAUGUUUUGUUCAGUUAACCAUUUACCCCCCUUAACAUCAGUAUGCAUAUUCUCCAUACUGUUCUCUAUACAUUUCUUGAGGUGCUCACAAGGAGAAUUUGUGCAACAACCUUUUUGGUGAUCAUUUCCUUUAUUCUCGACACAUAACUGUCUGGUUCAGGGGUAAGACGGUUGGGAGAAUUUAGAUAAUAGACACUCUUAGGAGUCAAAAGGGUUAACCACUCCACAAAACUUAUGAAUGGAAUAAAAAUUCAAUGUGUUUGA